AUGGCACCAUCAAAUUCCCCUCAACAAACCCACCCUACCCAACUAACCCACCCAAUCCAGCUAACUCACCCUAUCCAACUCACCCAGUCGACCCAACUCACCCACCAUACCCAACUACCCCACCCUUUCCAACUAACCCAGCCAAACCAACAAACUCACCUCAUCCAACUGAACCAGCCAACCAAACAAACCCAGCAAGGCCUCCCAAGCCAAUUAAUCAGCCCAACCCAGCCAACCCAGCCGGGCCAACAAAGCAACCCAAACCAAUGUGAAACUCCCGCCAGUACCCAAGCAAAUCCGUCCUUGCAAUCAGCCGCUUCUACUGCAUCCAAGCGUCCAGGGAGGCAAAAGGGAUCACUUGGAUACACGACUCCAGACUGCUUGGCUCUGGUGGAUGCAGUCAAGAUGUACCUCCCUUUGGGCUCCCAGGAGUGGGGAUAUGUUCAAGUAGAAUUCAACAAAUACGCGCAAGAAAGUGGUCAACCAACCAGAGAGGCCGAAGCCUUGAAGCUCAGGUUCCGAGCCUUAGCAAACCAGACGAAACCAACAGGCGAUGCUGACUGUCCAUUGUACGUUCGCGAGGCCAAAGCGACUCAAAUAUCGAUUGACAGGCGCGCUCAUGUCAUCUCUUGUAGUGAUAUCAAAAACAUCAAUGAGGGGAAUGAUGUUGCAGGAGAAGUUGAGGUGUCAAUGCAAGAGAAUGGAGGAGCCAAAUUGGAGUUCGAUGGAAACAAAGAUGUGCUUCCUGAUCCUCUCGAUCUAACCUCACCUCCAGGGACAAACCCUGCCAAGCAAUCACGAUUGGACAACUCUGGACCACCCUUGCAAAACUCGCAAGAGGCACGCGAUCAUGAACGUAGUGUCACUCAGUUCUAUGCCUUUUCCUUACAAGAUUCUCGUGCGGCCAACACUCGUCUUGAAGCCGAGAUCAAGCAACUACGCGAUGGGGAUAAGAGUCUAGCUAACCAACUGAAAAUUGAAAACGAUCGACUGAAAGAGAAGAUAAACGACUCGAUUUCGGAGGUAGUAGUCACUUACGUCAUUCUCAUGCAACCAACACUUCCUCCAACGGUCAUCUGCCCAGCACUUCAUCUCCACACAACACUUGAUGAAGGUGGAAUCUGA
Messenger RNA from Puccinia graminis f. sp. tritici CRL 75-36-700-3, 1125 nucleotides. RefSeq lists its product as uncharacterized. The transcript is spliced from 3 exons. Lineage: Eukaryota; Fungi; Basidiomycota; Pucciniomycetes; Pucciniales; Pucciniaceae. Bases 1 to 1125 code for a protein of 374 amino acids. The record is from RefSeq and is a predicted model, not a curated record.